Microthlaspi erraticum is the source of this 540-nucleotide messenger RNA. NCBI's taxonomy places the organism in Eukaryota, Viridiplantae, Streptophyta, Magnoliopsida, Brassicales, Brassicaceae. The record is from the annotation of a GenBank genome assembly.
AUGAUUGGAGAGGAGAUACGAAACUGUGGAGAAGUGAGGAAGGAGAAGGGUGAAAAAAUCAGAAUCAGAAACGGAACUUACGGGGAGAUUUCCAGCUGUUUCGUGAGGUCUCAGAAGCUGAUUUUGGUAUCAUCGGAAAGAUCGUCUUCUCAGCUUUCUAAACCAUCCGAGAUCACGAUCUCGAACCCACGUUUCCAGAUCUUCUUUCAGUGGUCCAAUCAGAGUUUCUGCUUGAGGUUUUGGGGGAAGGAUUCCGGUCGAACCCGAACGAUUCAGACCAGAUUGGUGGUAGAUCCAGAUAGAGGGAGUGUCAGAGAAGGCAAGGGAGUCGAAGUUGGUACCAUAGGAGGUUCAGUUUUCCUACAACAGUCUCAAUCCGUUUUCAGCCAAAUUCAGAGAGGAAGAAUCGAGCUAUGGGCCAUGGUCUUCCCUCGAAACUGGACUGUGAUGGGCCGACGGGUUACAUGCAGGUCACGAACGGCUGACGAGCCCGGUAUGGGAGUGUAUGAGCUACGGCUGCCUCCAAGCAUGAGGUUAUGA